AUGGAUCGAAGUUGUAUGGUAGCUGAUCGAUUAAGUGAAGAAUACGAAGACGAAGUCAAAGGGUUCAUUAGAUUUGCGAUUAAGCAUGCAACUGAUGUCAACCUUAUUCCCUGUUCUUGUUGGUGUUGUUUGAAUAUGUUACAAUUAAAUGUGGAAGAAUUGGAAGAACUUCUAACAUACAAUGUGAUAGAUGAAAAAUAUAUUUGUUGGAGAAAUUACGGUAAGAUACAAGGUGGAAGUACAUCAACUAACAUGGAAUCAAGUAUCAAUUACUCAGAGACAUUUAGAACAAAUGAGAGUGAUCAUGCUGAACAAAUUUCAAAUGUUGUUGAAGAAGAUCUUAGAGAUUGUCCAAAGAUGUUUAAGAGGCUGAAAGAUGAUGCAAAAACACCAUUGUAUAAUGGAUGUACAAAGUUCACAAGAUUGAGUUCUGUUUUAAAGCUUUAUAACUUCAAAGCCUCGAAUGGAUGGACUGAUAAGAACUUCACAGACUUGCUAAGUUUAUUACAUGAGAUGCUACCAGAGGAUAAUGUGCUACUAAAGAGAACAUAUGAGGCUAAACAAGUACUUGCUUCCAUUGGAUUGACCCAUGAAAAGAUACAUGAUUGUCCUAAUGAUUGCAUUUUGUUCCGAAAUGAGUAUGCAUCACUAAGAAAAUGUCCAAAGUAUUUGAAGUUGUUGUGGGAUAAUGACAUAGAAGUAUUUGACGGAUUUAGAGAUAAAAAUUUCAUAGUCAAAGCAAUGUUGUAUGAAACAAUUAAUGACUUUCCUGCAUAUGAAAAUCUUUCUGGUUACAGCAUCAGACGUCAAUAUGCAUGUCCAAUAUGUGAGGAAAAAAGAUAUUAUAUAAGACUAGAGCAUUGUCACAAAAAUGUUUUCAUGGGGCAUCGUAGGUGGUUGUCAAAAAGUCAUCCUUUCAGAACAAUGAAAAAAGCUUUUAGUGGAAGUUAUGAAGAACGACGAUGUCCUUAUUUGAAGAGUGGAGAAGAAAUCUUUGAUGAGGUUAAACAUAUAAGAACAACAUUUGGAAAACCUUUUGCCAAACAAAUUUCAACCGCAGUCAAUGGGUUCACAUUUUACACAAAAGAGCAUGACGACCAAAGCACAAUGCAGAAUAGUGGGAUCACUCUUGCUGAAUCAUUGUAUAUCUCCACUGCAAAGGAUAGAAAUCCAAUAUAUUCAAAUAUGUCAUACUUUGGAGUCAUUGAACAUGUAUGGGAGUUGGAUUAUACUGACUUUCAUGUAGCAAGCUUUGGAUGCAAGUGGAUAGACAACAACAGUGGUGUUCAAAUUGACGAUAUGAGCUUUAUAAGGGUUGAUUUUAAAAAGGUCAAUUACCAAGAUGAUUCAUUUAUCCUUGCAUCAUAG
Messenger RNA from Abrus precatorius (Indian licorice), 1368 nucleotides. RefSeq lists its product as uncharacterized. NCBI's taxonomy places the organism in Eukaryota, Viridiplantae, Streptophyta, Magnoliopsida, Fabales, Fabaceae. The record is from RefSeq and is a predicted model, not a curated record. The transcript is spliced from 3 exons. Bases 1 to 1368 code for a protein of 455 amino acids.